UUUAUUUUAAACCUAACCUUAAGCCUAGCCCCAACUUUAAAUUAAGACCAAAAAUAUCAAUUUUGUUUUCAUUAAUUUGUACAAUAUAGCCAAUUCUGACUUUGUAGCUGUGGUAGCUAGUGGAAAGCCCAAGUGGUCCCCAGUCGCUAUUCAUUGACGUCGCGGUAUUAUGUACUGUAUUUUCCUGCUUUCUUUUUUUCUUGUAGCUAGCCUGCUAGCUAGUUGACAACAAUGGGCGAUAGUGAGCAGGUAGAGUGGACGUUUAUGAAAUUAUACCUUAACGAUAUUGGAAACACUCUUUCAGAUAAAUCUGGAACACGGAUGUCGAAAAGAAAACCGGCUGCCUAUCAUGAAGAACAACAGAUAGGGGUGACACCCACUCAAAGGUCUGAGAGGCAGCUGAGAACUCCCCAAAGAAACUCCAGCUGGCAAAGUCCCAGGACACAUUCUAAACACCUGACAGAAGAAGAGAGGGGCUUUUCUCCUGUGUCUGGGUCUGGGGAGGAGAGCGACAAGGAGGCCUCCCCACCAAAAAGGAGGACCACAAUAAGCAGCUCCAAAAAGACAAGAACCAAGUCUCACACAAAUGAUUAUGAUGACUGUUCUGGGACAGAAUCUGGCGAGCAGCCAGAGAAGAGCACACAAAGAAAAAAAGGGCACAGCAACUCAAAAAAGAAUAAGACUAAUACUCACUGUAAGGAGGAGGAUAAUGACAACUUGUCAGACAGACCAACUGUGGUGGCUUCCCCCAGAAAAAGGAGCAGGCAAUGUAGUGACUUCAAUGUAUUUGAAGCAGAGGCCGAACCAUAUAAUACUGUGUCUGAGCCUGAGGUGGAGGUAGUUGUGGAGGGGGAGACUGAAGUGGCGUCUGCUUCGAAGAGGUGGAAACAGUACAACCCCCCCAAAAUAACUAAGCCUCAUGCCGAGGACAAAGCUGAGAGUGAACAUUAUGAGUUGGUAGAACAGGCUGAAGAGACUCCCAUUAGAAAAAAACAAAGCAAGUCUAAAAAGGUAAGAACGAGGACUCCCUCUGAAGACGUGGGGGAAGAUGAAAGCGACCACUUUGAGACGGAAGGACAUGCUGCAGCUGAAGACACUACCCUCAGAAAAACCCAGAGGAGGUCGAUGAAAUCUAGAAAGAAGAGAUCCAAGAGUCCUUCGAAGAAGGCCAGAGAUGCAGAGAGUGAUGGUGAAUCAGGCAAACAUGUUUCCAAGACUCUGCCUAAGGACUUACAUGAAGAAGAGAGUGACCAAGAUGCUGAGACUCAGUCUAAGAACGUCAGUGAGGAGAGUGACCGAGACUUCCAGACGGAGCCUAAAGGCUUAGGUGAAGAGGAGUGGCACCGCUCUGACCAUGCAGAGGACGAGACAGAACAGGAGGUGUUACCUGCAAAGAGAGAAAGAGGACCCAAGAGCACGAAGACCGUGAAGUCAGAUUCCAACUCUGACUCUGAAAAUGUCACUGUUAAAAACAAAGGCAAAAAGCAAUGUGCCACGGGUUUGAAUGCACCAAGACUAAGAUUUAGACCACCUAUAGAGAAAAAGAAAAGGGUAAAAAUACUUCAUAUUUGCAGUUUCUGUGAAAAGGUCCUGCCAAACAGGGAUGCUCUGAGUAGGCACCUUCAGCGUCACACAGGGGAGAAGCCUUACCACUGUGAAGAGUGUGGCAAAGACUACGGCAGCAAGAACACCCUGAAGAUUCACAACAUGCAGGUUCACCACAAGGGGACAAAGGACUUCAUAUGCAAUGAUUGUGGUCAACAGUUUACCCACUUCACCUACCUCAAACGCCACCUGUACUCCCACACGGACAAGGAAAAGAGGCCACACCUGUGCAAUGUGUGUGGGAAGCAUUUCAUCCAGAAGUCUCACUUGGACCGUCACAAGAUGAUUCACACCGGAGAGAAACCGUUCAGCUGCGAACACUGCGCCAUGGCCUUCAAUCGGCCGGACUCCCUGCGGAUGCAUCUGAAGCUACACGUGUCGGGUAGUGAGGGGCCAAAUCCGGCGGAGCAAGAGAAGACGAAGUGCACGGCGUGUAAGAAGAGCUUUGUCAACCCAAAUUAUCUCAAAGUCCACAUGAGAAUACACACUGGGGAGAGGCCAUACAAGUGUGAGGACUGUGCCAAGAGCUUCACCCAGAUCAGUAUUCUCAACGCGCACCGACGCACACACACUGGAGAGAAGCCACACGAGUGCAAGGCGUGCGGCAGCUGCUUCACCCGUCGCAAGUACCUGGAUGAUCACAUAGGCAGAAAGCAUGGUUCCUUAGAGCAAACGAAUGAACAGGAGGAUGAACAAUGAUAACUGCGUUUUUAGGUGUUGUGACUUAAUGUGUGUAACACGUAAUAUAAAUAUUGAAGAUCAGGCAAGGCUGGACUGUUGCCUAGUAGUUUCUCUUGUGAUGUUGCAGGAUGUUUUUUCCUGUCAUGCCAUGAUAAAAUACUGUUUUGGCUUUAUAGUGGUGCCCAUUCUGAAAAUGGAUAUGUAGCCUUCAAGAUCAUUCCUUUGAAUCUAAACUAAACUUUGAUGGUCCACACAAUUUACUGUAAUGCUUUCAACUUUAAUGGUACACAUCAUUUACUGUAAUGCUUUAUUGGUUUGUCAAAGUAUGUGGACGCCUGCUCGUCGAACACCUCAUUCCAAAAUCCUUGGCAUUAAUAUGGAGUUGGUCCCCCCUUUGCUGCUGUAACAGCCUCCACUCUUUUGGGAAGGCUUUCCACUAGAUGUUGGAACAUUGCUGCGGGGACUUGCUUCCAUUCAGCCACAAGAGCGUUAGUGAGGUUGGGCGCUGGUGUUGGGCGAUUAGGUCUGGCUCACAGUCGUCGUUCCAAUUCAUCCCAAAGGUGUUUGAUGGGGUUGAGGUCAGGGCUCUGUGCAGGCCAGUCAAGUUCUUCCACACCGAUCUCGACAAACCAUUUCUGUAUGCAUCUCGCUUUUUGCACAGGGUAUUGUCAUGCUGAAACAGGAAAGGGCCUUUCCCAAACUGUUGCCACAAAGUUGGAAGCACAGAAUCGUUGGAAGGACAGUUAUUGACAGACAAUUUUUACACGCUAGGCACUUCAGCAAUCAGCGGUCCCCUUCUGUAAGUUUGUGUGACCUACCACUUCGCGGCUGAGCCGUUGUUGCCCCUAGACGUUUCCACUUCACAAUAACAGCACUUACAGUUCUAGCAGGGUGGAAAUUUGACAAACUUACUUGUUGGAAAGGUGGAGUCCUAUGAAAGUCACUGAGCUCUUCAGUACUGGCCAUUCUACUGCCAAUUACAUGGCUGUGUGCUCGAUUUGAAACACCUGUCGGCAAUGGGUGUGGCUAAAAUGGCCGAAUCCACUAAUUUGAAGGGGUGUCCACAUAAUAACAUGACAUACACUAUCAACAAUGUACAGUAAGAUCUAUUAGGUUACAAUUGGGGGGGAGGGGAGACUUUCAGUGUUGUUUAUUUGCGUCAUACAAUGACAAAUUAACAAUCAAACUGGAGAAUAAAUUCCAACAGAAGUAACAUGACUUUAUUCAUAUUUUCACUGAUUAGUAACUGGGCUGAUACUCGACCAGAUUUUUGUAGUGUUUUUAAACCAUCAAGCUUUAUGCUUACACACUAUCAUUUAUUUGUUCUCCAUGUUGAAUCAAUCGUUUUUUAUCAUUUUGGAUUGAUUGAUUGGUGGUUUUUCUUCUUUUGGACUGAAAAAUAUAUCUUUAUUUUCUCCUUGACAUUACUGAUAUUUUAUUAUUUUUAGUUUUUUAAUUUCACCUUUAUUUAACCAGGUAGGCCAGUUGAGAACAAGUUCUCAUUUACAACUGCGACCUGGUCAAGAUAAAGCAAAGCGGUGCGACAAAAACAACAACACAGAGUUACACAUGGGAUAAACAAACAUACAGUCAAUAACACAAUAGAAAAAAAAUAUAUAUAGUGUGUGCAAAUUAGGUAAGAUUAGGGAGGUAAGGCAAUAAAUAGGCCGUAUUGGCGAAGUAAUUACAAUUUAGCAAUUUAACACUGGAGUUAUAGAUGUGCAGGUAGAAAUGAAUUGGACAUAAGAAAUAGAAUCUUCAUACUUUUCUCUCUUUCAACAGUAACUCUGGGAGGUUAAACAUUGGAGAGUGGUAAUUGAGUCAUGCAUAAUGUCAAGAUAUUAAAAAAAAGUAGAAUCUAAUGUCUCUGCAUGUAGAUGUUACACAGUCAUUGUACCUGCCUAAUAUGCAUAAUAUUGCGUGAAAUAAUCCCGUAACAAUGAAUAGAGUACAUUCCCAAUACAAAUAAGGCUCGUAUAUGUUGACUUUCAUGUAUAAGGCAUGUGCUUUAACUCCGUUAUAGUGUAUUUACCAGACACUCAUGUUUAUCUGGUGGGGUGCGGAUCGUGCUGUGCAAUACUGUUUGCUGAUAGAAAAUCAGCCGUGAUUACCACAUCCUGUUCUACGAUACAUAAACCCUAUAAAGGUUCUCGCUGUUAUGUUAUUUGUUGGUUCGACCCUUAAAAUACUUCACAUAUAGACAGACCAUCUGUCAUGUUGACAGGUUUUGUUAAGAGGAUCCGUGGAAAUAAAUAGCGUCAUUUGGAAA
This is a messenger RNA of Salmo salar (Atlantic salmon), 4555 nucleotides long. RefSeq lists its product as uncharacterized. Gene Ontology annotation, biological process: regulation of transcription by RNA polymerase II. Gene Ontology annotation, cellular component: nucleus. The record is from RefSeq and is a predicted model, not a curated record. NCBI's taxonomy places the organism in Eukaryota, Metazoa, Chordata, Actinopteri, Salmoniformes, Salmonidae. Gene Ontology annotation, molecular function: DNA-binding transcription activator activity, RNA polymerase II-specific; RNA polymerase II cis-regulatory region sequence-specific DNA binding.